This is a messenger RNA of Hypanus sabinus (Atlantic stingray), 3382 nucleotides long. RefSeq names its product RAB24, member RAS oncogene family (gene rab24). NCBI's taxonomy places the organism in Eukaryota, Metazoa, Chordata, Chondrichthyes, Myliobatiformes, Dasyatidae. The record is from RefSeq and is a predicted model, not a curated record. The transcript has 10 exons. Bases 317 to 931 code for a protein of 204 amino acids. Gene Ontology annotation, molecular function: GTPase activity; GTP binding.
CGCAACUUCCGGUCACGGUUAGCCCCGCCUCGCCGUGUGCGAGGCCCUGCCUCUGUUUGUGUUUCGUUGGGCGGGGAACCGAGGACUGCGCCUCUGCCGCUCGCUCCGGCACGUCGACACCGUGCUGGAGGUGAAGCUUGUCACACCAGACAGUCAGCCAUUCUUGUCUGGCACACAGUGUCAGGAUUGGUCUCCUUUCGGAUUAACCAGGUCACAGUGAAGCCAUUCCUGUUGAUAACAACAUUGUUGUUGUGAAUGGUGAAAAUAAGGUUCUACAAUUGCAUCUACACGCCUUGCAGGCAGCAGGAACCACAGAAUGAGUGGACAGAGGGUUGAUGUGAAGGUGGUAAUGCUGGGAAAGGAGUUUGUAGGAAAGACUAGUCUGGUGGAGAGAUACGUUCACAAUCGUUUUCUCAAUGGCCCAUAUCAGAAUACAAUUGGUGCUGCAUUUGUAGCCAAGCUCAUCCACGUUGGUGAAAAAGCAAUCACACUUGGCAUCUGGGACACUGCAGGAUCAGAACGGUACGAAGCUAUGAGCAGAAUCUACUAUCGGGGUGCCCGAGCAGCUGUGGUGUGCUUUGAUCUGACUGACAGUAGCAGCUAUGCAAGAGCUAGAUUCUGGGUGAAUGAAGUCCAGAACUGCGAAGAGCAUUGCAAGAUCUACCUCUGUGGAACAAAGAGUGAUCUUGUACAAAAUGAUCGCAGCGCCCGGGGAGUCGAUUAUCAUGAUGUUCAGGAUUACUCAGAUGAGAUUAAAGCCAAGCUGUUUGAAACCUCCAGUAAGACUGGUCAGAAUGUUGAUGAACUCUUUCAGAAAAUAGCAGAAGAUUACGUGAAUAUAACAGCUUUCCAGGUGACAACAGGAGAUGAAGCUGUGAAUUUGGCUGAGAAGAAGAAAUCUCCCUAUUUGUUUAGCUGUUGUCAUCAAUAGCACCAGACUUGCCAAUAUUUUAAGGAGAAAUUCUUGCACAAAUUCCAUGGACUUAAUCUCCUUACUCAAACUGUUGGAAUAAGCUUUCAAGAAUUUAGAGGCUGGAUCAACAUAACGUUGAUGUCUAAAUGAUCUCUGAGCCUCAUACUGAAGUGACCUUUGUUGUUGGAAUACUUCUUUUGAACUCAUCGUGGAGUCCUUUGGAUAAUCUCUACAAACAGCUAACCAUAAGGCAUUUAGAAAGCUCUGAGAUUUUCUGCAUAUUGUACAUUGUUUGCCUUAUUUCGUGAUAAUUUAGUUCUUUUUGUGUUAUCUAAUGAAAACAGUGGCAGAUCUCAGGAGUAUUCAGCACACCAAGCGGGUGCACUCCACCUGUCUUGUUGCUUCACUAGGUUCUAGGACCUGUGUUUCCAUAUCUGGAUUUUUAAACAGUGCAUUAACUUUUUUUUGUUUUGGAGAUUAUUUUCAGCUAGUACUGAAACAGAAUUGGCUAUGUGAGUAUUGGAUGUUGAUGCUGACGAGGCCAAGUAGGAGCUGAGUAGGACAAGUUUGCACUAAGUGUUUUCUUUUUGGUCUUACUGUUCUUCAUUUUGCUAUGCUGUUUCUGAACACGUUCUAACACACAGAGCGUCCCAAAUGCUGUAGAGUUUUGCCCCUCUCAUUGAAGGGAAUUCUACAUUGCUGCUCAAAGGUGUAACACUGACAAAAGCCCAAACGGUCUCUGAUGUACCUAUGCUGCCUAUUUGUCGUGAAUGAAGAGGAAGAGGAGAGGCUGGGAGCUGUUGUGGGACCUGCAGAAUAUGAGAUAUCUGCAAAAUAGGAAAUGCCAUGCUUAGACGACAGUGGUUGCAGUAGGAUUUAAUGCCAGUCCAAAUCUCAGAACACCUUUCUGGGUGCCCUUUACUACUUUUGACUAUAUGAAUUCUAUCAUGUAUGAACCCUACCAUUUACAAGUAGUAGCCUUUGUGCCACAGCCAACAUGUGCAAGUUUCCCUGAAUUAUGAUUAUCUUAGUUUUUGUCAUGUACACAAUUAUUAUGAUCAUUGCAGGCAGCAUUGCCCCAUCGUUCCCGAUACAACUGGCUGUUAACUCUGGGAAACUCUAAUGUUAGCCUUGGUAAGAGGUUAGUUGUUAAAUACUAAUUAUUUCUUGUAAUGCAGGAUACAUUUGGGUAGACAGGAAAUGCUGUUUAUGCCAUCUGUUCAAAUUUAAGGUGACAAUUGAACUCUAGCAAUGGUUGACUUUUUUACUGAAACCUGUGAAGCCUUUUAGUACAAUUAGUUUUUAAAUCAUUUUUCUCCCUUUCUGCCCUAUUGUUCUGCUGUUAGGAAGAACAUUUUCCAAUUGCUUCUGCCUUAGUGACCUAAGGAAGCAAUAUUUGCAGUUACCUCUAAUUUGAUGAAGCUUCCUGAUUUAGUCGCUAUCUGAACACUUGCUGUGCCCAAUUUUCAAUAUGAAAGUACUAAAACUUGUUCUAAUACCCAAGGUGAGCUCAAUGUGGUCUACUUUUUAAUAAAGAAAAUAUAAGCUAAACUAAUAAUUGAAAAUAUUUCAUUACCCAAGAUCAUGUCCUCUGUAUUUAAAACCAAAUUUAGAGAUAUGUGAAAGUAUUUGGAGUUUUAAAUGAAAACAAAUGACAGUUCAAAUAACUUAUUUGUUGGGAGUUUAUGAAAGCUCUAUUUGUUUAACUGAGAUUGAAACUCCCAAUGGCAUCUUUUGUCAUCGUAGCUGGGAUCUUCUCCCUGUUUUGUUGAAUGGCCUUGCUCAAGUUAGAAUAUUAUUAUGAUUUAAAGUUGUACACAUAAACACUUAUUUUUGGAAAUGUCCUUUUGCAGAGUUAACAAGCACUGGUAUAUUGGAAGCUUUGAGGGUCUGAACUGGAAAUAUUAUCAGGCCUUUAGACUAAUUCUCAGGCUGAACAAAAAAUAAUUGCUGAACGUUUGUACAGUAUUCAUGCCCUUUCUGCAGGGGCAGGCAGCCACUUUUAAAAGAGGUAGUUAAAUAUUGCCUCGCUAUUGUGAGCACAUUCACUGAUCAGAAAGGAAAAGGGCUGUGUGGUUGAAAUUCAACUUCAAAUGCAGCAUGAUUGCUCGGGACUAUUAAUCUUUUUCUGAACUUCUAAUUCACACGUUAAGGGUGAUUGAUUUAUGGCUAAUACAGAGGGCAGAGACUGUCUAAUAUUCUGGCACAGCAUGACUGAGAUACUGCUUUCAGAUUGAAGUCAUAUUUAUUCUGCAUGUCCAAAGGAUUGCAGUGCAUUUUGCAGAACGAAUCAGUGCUGUGAAGUCAGUGUAUUUUAUAAUGUAUUGGUCCUCUGAAUAAACCUUAAAACCAGUUAAUUCAGUUGUAAACACUAUGAUCGGUAGCAUUACUGACCAUUCUUGAUUGUGACAAUUCAGUAGUUUUUAUUUAAUGUGAGAAAAGAAUUAAACAUGCAAGGUUUCAACAUGA